AAAAGAUCAUUCGAAAUAUGAUUCUGGAACAAGAAUUAUGUCGGAGGACGUUUUCGUACGACAAGCUGGUGCCUCGGAUUAUGAUUCGAGUACGCCUGGAUCUAGUAAGCAACCCAUGGAGGCGAUGAAGCUGGAGGAGGACGAUGCUGGUUUUUUGGAUUUUGCUUUAGCAGGAGAUGGUCAAGGAGACUCGAUGCGUGUCUCCGCGGUUAGAUCGAUGCAGUCGCAGGGGUGGAACAGUUCAGAAGCGCAAGAUUCGAUGCAUGGUUCAAUAAAUAGAGUCCUACAAGCUCAAAGCAGCGAAGAGAGCAACGUCGAAUCAGCGAGGGGAAACGGACAACAGCAGACGUUUCAGUACUACAAAGAGCCAGCAGGGUUAGUAGCGCCUCCGCCAGAGGCCUUCCGUAAAACAGCCAGGUCGGUCCGCUUCGACGCUCGUCCAGAAGUUAACAAUGCAGCAG
Messenger RNA from Amoebophrya sp. A25, 461 nucleotides. The record is from the annotation of a GenBank genome assembly. NCBI's taxonomy places the organism in Eukaryota, Dinophyceae, Syndiniales, Amoebophryaceae.